AUGUCACAGACGAGCAGCGGCAUCAUCACGAUGACCAACUCAACGCCUCCCGCCGUCGUCGACGUCGACGUUGUCACCCUCUGCUUCGAAGGCGUCAAAAACUCCUGCGUCAAGUCCACCUACCCGCUGGUCAUUCGCGUGCCUCUCUACUGCGCCCUGGUGGCCGCGGUGGGCCUGACGGUGCUGGGCAACCUGCUGGUGAUCGUGGCCGUGCUCCACUUCAAGCAGCUCCACACCCCCACCAACUACCUGAUCCUGUCCCUGGCCCUGGCGGACCUGCUGGUGGGGGUGGUGGUCAUGCCCCCCAGCGUGGUGCGGGUGGUCGAGUCCUGCUGGUACUGGGGGGCCCUCUUCUGCAAAGUGCACAACAGCACGUCCAUGAUGUGUUGCACGGCCUCCAUCGUCAACCUCACCAUGAUCUCCAUCGACCGCUACUACGCCAUAUGCCAGCCGCUGUUGUACAGGACGAAGAUCAGCGUGUCGGUCGUGCUGGUGAUGGACUCCGUCACGUGGAUCGUCGCCGCACUGUUUGGGUUCGGGGUGGUCUUCCUGGAGUUGAACCUCAUAGGCAUACGGAACUUGUACGACAUGCUCGCUUGCGACGGCAGCUGCAUUUUCUUGCACAGUUUGGUUUCGGGCGCGCUGUCUGCGCUGGUGUCUUUUUACCUGCCAGGCGUGAUCAUGGCCUGCAUAUAUCUCAAGAUAUUUGUGCUUGCACGUGCACAGCUAAAGGCCAUUCACUCUGUAAACACGCAGGCUAACGGGGCUCCGUCCAUAUCCAAAACGGAAAGAAAAGCCACCAAAACUCUGAUCAUUAUCAUGGGGGCCUUCAUAGCAUCCUGGAUUCCCUUCUUCCUUGUUUUUAAUAUUGACGCGUAUUUUGGAUACGCGAGUCCACCAGUAGUAUUAGAAAUUUUUGGCUGGGUAGGUUACUUAAACUCCACGGUCAAUCCUUUGGUGUAUGCCUACUUCUACCGCUGGUUUAGGCAAGCGUUUCAAAUCAUAAUGUCAGGCAAAAUCUUCCAGCAGCAUUCGUCCAGAAUCGCACUAAUCUCAGAUUGACAAGCCUGUGUCCCUAAUAAUAAUAAUAAUAAUAAUAAUAAUAAUAAUAAUAAUAAUAAUAAUAAUAAUAAUA
Messenger RNA from Engraulis encrasicolus (European anchovy), 1135 nucleotides. RefSeq names its product trace amine-associated receptor 1-like. The transcript has a single exon. Gene Ontology annotation, cellular component: plasma membrane. The coding region runs from base 1 to 1062 and encodes 353 amino acids. Gene Ontology annotation, molecular function: trace-amine receptor activity. Gene Ontology annotation, biological process: adenylate cyclase-activating adrenergic receptor signaling pathway. The record is from RefSeq and is a predicted model, not a curated record. NCBI's taxonomy places the organism in Eukaryota, Metazoa, Chordata, Actinopteri, Clupeiformes, Engraulidae.